Pyricularia grisea is the source of this 828-nucleotide messenger RNA. RefSeq lists its product as uncharacterized. Lineage: Eukaryota; Fungi; Ascomycota; Sordariomycetes; Magnaporthales; Pyriculariaceae. The coding region runs from base 1 to 828 and encodes 275 amino acids. The record is from RefSeq and is a predicted model, not a curated record. The transcript is spliced from 3 exons.
AUGAAGUUUACGUUCGUUACCAGCCUCCUGGCCACGGCCAUAAUCGCCUUUCCUCUCGAAGCCCGCCAAAACAUUUCGACGGGUACGGGUAGCGGAAAGUUCCCGGCGCACUACACCACCGACCACACUCUUACCAAACACACAAUUUACAUGCCCAUUAAACCAUCCCCUGACGUCAAGCUUCCCGUGGUCGUCUGGGGAAACGGCGCCUGCUUAGCAAACGGGCUCCGGUUCCAAGAUUUCCUGACCGAGGUCGCAUCCCAUGGCUACAUAGCCAUCGCGUCGGGUGCGCCCAACGGCACCGGAGAAACCACUUCAAAAUGGAUGACUCACAGUAUCGACUGGGUCGUCAAGCAUGCCGGCAAGGGCAAGUACGCCACAGUAGAUGCCAAAAGGAUCGUUGCGGCUGGUCAGAGCUGCGGCGGCCUUGAGGCAUACGACCAGAAAAACGAUCCUCGAAUCAGGGGGUUGGGCAUCUUCAACUCCGGCCUGCGGAAUAACACGAAUGCCGUGGCAAAUAUCACCAAGCCCGUGUUUUACUUUAUGGGUGGCCCGACCGAUAUUGCAUAUGCAAAUGGCGAGUGCGACUAUAAAAACUUGCCGGCAGGGACGCCCAAAUGGAUAGGCAACCAGCCUUUCGGACACACUGGCACCUACCGUCAGCCUUAUGGGGGCACAUUUGGUGUCGCCGCCGUCAAAUGGCUAGACUGGGUGCUCAAGGGUAAUGCGACCGCGGCUAACUUCUUCAAGGGAGAUGGAGCGGUGGCUGCAGGGUGGACAGUUGAAUCCAAGAACUUGGAUAAGAUUCCCGUUGCUGCGGCCCCCUAG